CAGAGCGGCAGUGCGCCUCCGCCGGAUGCACCACAGCUUCGUCCGCCUCAAAGCUCCAUCUGCUGCGCGUCGUUCUUUUCCUACGUCAGUCCAGACCUGGGGGACUAUGACCAAUAGACCCUUCUCCCAUUUCAGAGUGAUCCAGCUGGGAAGAUAGAACAUUUAUGACCUGUGCAUCCUACACCCCCAGAAAAAUGAGGACUAUCUUACUGGGCGUUGUGUUGGUCUGCCUUGGCCUUUCCGUGGAUGCGUUGUCUUUGAAUGGACGGAGGAUAGAGGCAGUAGGAGGAGAGGGAAACGAAGCAGCGAUCAGAGGAGAGAAGCUGCUCAAAAGAGUGAGAAGAGGCUGGAUGUGGAACCAGUUCUUCCUGCAGGAGGAGUACACAGGCAGUGAUUACCAGUAUAUUGGCAAGCUCCAGUCAGACCAGGACCGUGGUGAUGGUUUAGUCAAGUACAUCCUCUCCGGUGAGGGGGCCGGCACCAUCUUUGUCAUCGACGAGAAUAACGGCGACCUGCACGCCACCCGCCGCCUAGAUCGUGAGGAGAAAGCUUUUUACGUCCUCAAGGCAACCGUCGUCAACAAACGGACAGGAUACAAACUGGAGCCAGAGACAGAGUUCACAGUCAAACUUCAUGACAUCAAUGACAAUGAGCCUCACUUCAGCAAAGAGGUUUACACCGGGAGUGUACCUGAGAGGUCUGAUAUUGGUACUUCGGUCAUCCAGGUGACGGCUACAGAUGCUGAUGACAGUAUGUACGGGAACAGCGCCAAACUGGUCUACAGCAUCAGCCAGGGACACCCCUACUUCUCUGUGGACCCUAAUACAGGUGUGAUUCGGACAGCCUUGGGUCCAGGUGACAUGGACCGUGAGCAGAGGGAGCACUACCAGGUGGUGAUCGAAGCCAAAGACAUGGCCGGGCAGAGAGGAGGGCUCACAGGAUCCACGGUGGUGAACAUCACACUCACCGACGUCAACGACAACCCGCCUCGCUUCACUCAGAGUAUAUACCAGUUCAGAGUUCCAGAGUCAUUCAAGUCUGGGGCUCCGGUGGGGAGGAUUAGAGCCACAGACAGAGACAUCGGCAAAAACGCAGAGAUGUAUUUCACCAUCGUCAGUGGAGAUGGCAUGGACAUGUUUGACAUCUCCACCAACAAAGACACCCAGGAGGGCGUCAUCACUGUCAGCAAGCCUUUGGAUUAUGAACGGAAACAGUCGUACACAGUGGAGAUCCAGGUCCAGAACACCCAGGUGGACCCCCGCUUCAUGUCCACAGGCUCCAAAGACAUGGCCACAGUUCGGAUCAGCGUGGAGGACGUGGAUGAGCCACCCCUGUUCGACAAAGCCAGCUAUCUGAUGGAGGUGAAGGAAGACGCUGCAGUGGGCGCCGCCGUGGGUUCAGUCAGCGCCGUGGACCCCGAUGGAACUCGCAGCCCAGUCAAGUACUCGAUCGACCGCCGCACCGACAUGGACCGCCUGUUCAACGUUCAUCCUGGGAACGGGUCUAUCUUCCUGCUCAGAAGCCUGGACAGAGAGGAGACGGCCUGGCAUAAUAUUUCAGUCAUCGCCACCGAGUUCAAUAAUCCCCGUCAGAGCAGUCAUGUUCCUGUCUACAUCCGCCUGCUGGACAUCAAUGACAACGCUCCCACCUUUGCUACGGUGUACGAAACCUUUGUCUGUGAGAAGACCAAGGCCGGUCAGCGGAUCCAGACUGUGAGUGCCGUGGAUGCCGAUGAACCGUCGACAGGACACAAGUUCUUCUUCAGCCUGGCUCCUGAAGGGGCCUACCGAAGCAACUUCACUGUCCGAGACAACGGAGACAACACCGCUGGGAUACUGACACGACGAGCCAGCUACAGCCGCCUUCACCAAAGCGUCUACCUGGUUCCUGUUGUGAUCACGGACGGCGACUACCCCAUGCAGAGCAGCACCGGGACCCUCACUGUGAGGGUGUGCACCUGUGACCGGGAUGGCAACAUGGAGCUGUGCAACGCUGAGGCUCUGAGCAGCUCUCCAGGCCUCAGCACCGGAGCACUCAUCGCUAUUCUGCUGUGUGCAAUCAUACUACUGAUGAUCGUGGUUUUAUUCACUGCAUUAAAACGCCAAAGGAAGCAGGAGCCGCUGAUCAUCUCCAAAGAGGACGUCCGGGACAACGUGGUGAGCUACAACGACGAGGGCGGCGGCGAGGAAGACACCCAGGCCUUCGACAUCGGAGCCCUGCGACACCCAGACGCCGCCGCCGUAUUGGAGGAAUCAGCCAAACAGAGGCGUGACAUCAUACCCACCGACACCCUGCUGUACUCAGCCCACCGCCGGCCCGCCCCCUCCGCCUCCAGCCUCAUCAUGCCCCCGGUGAACAUGGGAUCACGGGACAACGGGGACGUACGCGAGUUCAUCAACCAGAGAGUCCUGGAAAACGACUGUAACCCGACAGCGCCGCCGUACGACUCGCUGGCCACCUACGCCUACGAGGGGGCGGGGUCAGUGGCCGAGUCGCUGAGCUCGCUGGGUUCGGCGUCGUCCGAAGCCGAGCAGGACUACCACUACCUGAGUGACUGGGGGCCCAGGUUCAGAAAACUAGCCGACCUGUACGGCGCCGAGGACAGUGACUUCUCCUAACAGAGACACUGAGGAAUCCAACACACACACACACACACACACACACACACAAAGGCUCAGAGAAGCGCAGGGCUGACGACAGCAGCAGACAACACCUGAAGAUGGUGAAAGCUGCUGAGGAGCUUUAAGGAAACACAAACUUUUUAAAAAAUGCUAGUACACACACACACACACACACACACACACACAACAGACCCCAAACCCCCACGGUGGACUCAGAUGUUAAGUCCAUUGAGUGGAAUGUCCCAAACACUGGUUAUUGAAGGAACGCCACCUGAUCUUUGUCCUGCACGUGGAUCCAAAAACGGAGCUUACCAAGUCAUUUUCAAAAGGAGAAAAAACUGAACAUCUUUGUUGGGAAUGCAAACUAAUGGAUGUAGAAAUGUAAAUCAACCAGCACGGCGGUGGAGCCCAGAGACCUGCAGCUCCACCAGUGGGACCCUCUCUCUUCAGAUGCUCAUUCCAGGCCUGAUUGGAGUUUUGAAUCUAACCUGGACUGUAUUUUUUAUUGGACUUUUCACACUUUCAGGCUUGGCUUUAAUCUUCUCCUGGGUUACCAAAUGUCUGCUACCGUUCCUGUUGCUUUAAAGCUGCAGGAGACACAGCAUUCAAGGCGAACUGAAUGGAGGAAAAGUGUUUGAACCAGGUCAGUCGACAGAAGCCCCACUGUAGUCAUUUCAGGAGUGGACCACACACCGCUGCCCAUAUGAACUUAUGAAGUGUAGAGUGUGGGGAAAUGUUCUUCUUUUUUUUUUCUUUUUUUUUGAAUAAGUGCCCUUCUGCUGCCCUUCGAGCUGAACUGUGGACGCCUGUUGGCUGGCUGAGACUGAAGGGGGCUAAUGACUCUGAGAUGAUUGCUUUUGUCUUUUUUUUUCUUCUUUUUUUCAGUUUGUUUUUUUUUUUCCUGUCUUGUACAAAAUGACCAUUCCAGAGGAGCUGUUGUGAAGGAUCCUCGAUUGAAAUCGCCUUCUUCGGGACACAGAGUAAAAAGAGGACAACUCAUAAGAAUAAAUGCACUGAUUUCGUUUUGUUUACACAGGUUUUUUUUUUUUUAAUGCUGCACACAAAAAGAUGUUCACAGCAUCAUUUCUUCUCGAUUAAAUGUAUAUUGUGUCAGAAGUGUGAUUAAACUGUUCUAUAAAUCUUCUGUUUUACUUUUUUUAGCAACAAAAUACAACUUCAAAUAUCAUAUAGACAUUUAAACAUUCAAACAAUAUUAAAAAAUAAAGUAUUUUCAUCACUUUUAUUACAAUAUGCUUUAUCUUAGGACACGGGGAAGCCUUGUCUUCACAGUCUUGCUGUCACUUUUUAGUAAAAUCUCAAGCUCACUUUAAAAACACAGAAAGGGAUGACAUGGAAGCUAAACAAAACGAUCUGAAAAGAUGUUUAUUUCAAUAAUAUAACUUUUUUUAGCUGCAAAGUGGUUCCAAUCUGUUGGAUAUAAAAUAUAAGAUCAAGUGUUUUUGCUGUUUCACAUCCUUUCAGACUAGUUCGAUUAUGUUAUAAUCUGUAAAUUUGUUGGCAUUUGAUGAAAAAAUCAGCCACUAUUGAAUGAAACAUCAAAGGUUUACACCCUGAUUUUAAGCUUCCUUAGACUGAGAGCAUUUUUAUUCUAUUUUGGAUGUUUUUAGUAGAAUAUUACAAUAUAAACGUCCAAUGAAACAAGUCAGUCUGAUGAGAUCUGUGGUCUCCUGAAAGGAGGAGGAGGAGUGCUGAGCCAAAAUGUACCAUAUUUCAGAAUAUAGUAACAAGCUGGUGAUAAACUACAGCCAAAACAUGUUCUCACAAGUGGUUGGAGACCAAAGUGGAAGAUGAAAACUAAACUAAACUUUCAGUCUUCAUUUGAGAAGUCCAAUGAAAUGCAUGUAGGUUUAAAACAAAAAGGAAACCAGCACGACCACACGAAUAACCGAACAUGCACAGACUUGAUUUUCAGAGGGUGAAACAGACGUAUGUGUUCAAGCUUGACUUUUUGGAAAAAGUGACAGCUCCACUUCACAGCCAGCGUCGCAGCUUGAAUGUCUUUUCCGGUAACCUGUUUUUCAGCUGCGUACUAUUUCCUUCUUGUACCUGUUUCCUCCUGUGUACUCAGAGUAUAGAUGGAGGAGAUGAUCCAAAUGUUUUCACCCAAAGGUAUUCUGGCACAGAUUUCAGUUGCUGCAUUGUCACAGACAAAAACAAACAGAUUUCCUUAUUUGCUUUGCAGUUUUAUUCAGCUCAUCUCCGUGUCUCAUCCGGAGACGCGGGGUUUUGUCGUUAAAUGUUGUAACUAAAUGACACUGGAAGAUGACAAAUCUGUCAGCUGCUUUGAUGUCAAUCUAAAAACCGAAGCAAAAGGUCACCGUGACAACAGCCAACCUCAGUGCGAUGGUUGAAGUGAGAUAUGAGACUAUGAAGUCAGAUCAGCUCGUGGUUCAGACUUUUUGUUGCUCUGAUUUCCUAUCAGGAGUUUGUAUCAUAUGUUUUGGCAGUUCCAGUAAAAGCGGCAGUUUGUUCCAGUAGUGUUUUUGUGACUGUGGUCUGCUCUGAAGGCUUCAACAAAAAAAUGUCCACAUAUUUUUCUUUAUAUUGUAAAUUCUUUCUUUUUGUACCAGAUAUUUAUAGGACACAAUGAUGAUUUGGAGCGGGAAAAAAAAAAAACAGAUACCGUCCAGCUUCACUGUUUUUUAAUGUAAUUUUGGAGGUGUGAAACUUGCUGUGGGCAGUCUACCGUCCGUAUAUGAUGAUGUAUUAAACAGUUGUUUAAUUUUAUCAAAAUAAACUUUUACAGUGAA
This is a messenger RNA of Sphaeramia orbicularis (orbiculate cardinalfish), 5392 nucleotides long. RefSeq names its product cadherin-6-like. Lineage: Eukaryota; Metazoa; Chordata; Actinopteri; Kurtiformes; Apogonidae. Gene Ontology annotation, molecular function: calcium ion binding; cadherin binding; beta-catenin binding. The record is from RefSeq and is a predicted model, not a curated record. The transcript has 12 exons. Gene Ontology annotation, biological process: synaptic membrane adhesion; cell-cell junction assembly; cell migration. The coding region runs from base 165 to 2618 and encodes 817 amino acids. Gene Ontology annotation, cellular component: adherens junction; plasma membrane; catenin complex.